Dipodomys spectabilis (banner-tailed kangaroo rat) is the source of this 1913-nucleotide messenger RNA. It is a transcript of the gene Tra2a, whose product is annotated as transformer 2 alpha homolog. NCBI's taxonomy places the organism in Eukaryota, Metazoa, Chordata, Mammalia, Rodentia, Heteromyidae. The transcript has 8 exons. The record is from RefSeq and is a predicted model, not a curated record. Gene Ontology annotation, molecular function: RNA binding. Gene Ontology annotation, biological process: positive regulation of mRNA splicing, via spliceosome. The coding region runs from base 182 to 1024 and encodes 280 amino acids. Gene Ontology annotation, cellular component: spliceosomal complex.
UCUGGCGGCGCCGGCGCCAUUUUGCCGGAGCUUGCGACCCAGUGGGAGUGGAGCGGGGCCCCGGCUUGUUGUUGCCGGCUCUUUCCUCCUCCCCACGGUCCAGACAGCCAGGUUGACUUAGGCCGUCGGCCCUCGCGCCGAGACUUGCCUCUUAGUUAGUUCUGAGGAGCGCCUGGCCGACAUGAGUGAUGUAGAGGAGAACAACUUCGAGGGCAGAGAGUCUCGCUCUCAGUCAAAAUCUCCAACCGGUACUCCUGCUCGUGUAAAGUCGGAGAGCAGGUCAGGAUCUCGUAGUCCAUCAAGGGUUUCCAAACACUCUGAAUCCCAUUCUCGAUCAAGAUCAAAAUCCAGGUCAAGGUCAAGGAGGCAUUCUCAUAGACGAUACACUCGAUCCCGGUCUCACUCUCACAGGAGAAGAUCUCGAAGUAGAUCCUAUACACCAGAAUACCGGCGACGAAGGAGCCGAAGUCACUCUCCAAUGUCUAAUCGGAGAAGACAUACAGGCAGCAGGGCGAAUCCAGAUCCCAACACUUGUCUGGGAGUGUUUGGCCUCAGUUUGUACACAACAGAGAGAGAUCUUCGUGAAGUAUUUUCUCGAUAUGGACCAUUGAGUGGUGUCAACGUGGUUUAUGAUCAGCGUACUGGGAGAUCACGUGGAUUUGCUUUUGUGUAUUUUGAGAGAAUAGAUGACUCCAAGGAGGCCAUGGAAAGAGCAAAUGGAAUGGAGCUGGAUGGAAGAAGAAUUCGUGUGGAUUAUUCUAUCACCAAGAGAGCACAUACACCUACACCAGGCAUCUACAUGGGCAGACCAACUCAUAGUGGUGGUGGAGGUGGUGGUGGAGGUGGUGGUGGAGGCGGCGGUGGUGGCAGACGUCGAGAUUCUUACUACGAUAGAGGAUAUGAUCGAGGGUAUGACAGAUAUGAAGAUUAUGAUUAUCGGUACAGAAGAAGAUCACCUUCUCCUUAUUAUAGUCGAUACAGAUCCCGAUCAAGAUCUCGUUCUUACAGCCCAAGACGCUAUUGAUCAUGGAACGAUUGCAAUUAAGGAUGUUAUUCUCUUUUCUUUUUCUCUGUUUUUUGUUAUUUGUUUUGCUUUUCUUUUUAAUCCUGGGUUUCCUCUAGCUUCUAAUCUUUCCUAAUCCUUAAAAAAAUUUCUUGGUUUACUGGCAUCUACAUACACUUUGUCAGUUGUGUUGUCCACCACUUCUGUUAUACUCUUAAAAAUGUAAUUGUCAUUUUGAAUAGUUCAAACAUCUUGAGUAAAAAAGGAACCCAGUAUUCAUGCUUUGUGAUUUUUUUUUUUUUAUCUUUAUGGAGGAUUAACUCCUAGCUAAUCAUAUGGGGAAAGAAAUGACUUUUGUGUCAGAUAUUGUAGUAGGCGUUAUAAUAGAAAUUUGUAUUUUCAACAGACUUUUUUAACUUUCUUCUGAGGAAGUUAGUAACACAUGAAGUAGUUGUCACGUCAGGUUUGUCUGGGGAUGGCAUGGAAUAGUCAAAUACUUGAGUGUAGAAAAUUUGAAGCUAUAGAGGAAAACACUUGGACAUUUCUUUUGAAGAAUGUAAAUUUUGAACCCAAAAAAUUAGACAAAAAGCUUGUAGACUCCACACAUGUUGUAUUUGAAAUAUAUCUGUUAAGCCUUACAACUUAAUGUGUGAUUUUUUUUUUUUUUUUUUUUUUUUUUUUUUUUUUUUGGUGUGUGUGGUGUGUGUGUGUUAAGUUUAUUGAAGUUUUAAGUAUUCUCUUGAUCAGUGAAGGACGACCCUUAUUUAUUAUCUAGAGGAAUUGUAUAAUUUGCUGUUCAAAAUUUUAGUAUUGGGACAUUGGUUAAGUGGGCUGUCGUAUAGUAUAGGGCCUUUGAAGAUACAUGUAGGAAAAAGUAGUCUCCAUUCAAAUAAAAGUUAAUUUCUUUGAA